This is a messenger RNA of Penicillium argentinense, 1530 nucleotides long. RefSeq lists its product as uncharacterized. The record is from RefSeq and is a predicted model, not a curated record. Gene Ontology annotation, biological process: sphingosine biosynthetic process. Gene Ontology annotation, cellular component: intracellular membrane-bounded organelle; membrane; cytoplasm. NCBI's taxonomy places the organism in Eukaryota, Fungi, Ascomycota, Eurotiomycetes, Eurotiales, Aspergillaceae. Bases 1 to 1530 code for a protein of 509 amino acids. The transcript has 3 exons.
AUGUCCUCCCUUGAUCCGGCUGCGGACCAGCCGGAAACACCUCUGCAGCACGACCAGGCUCUCCUCGUCGACAAAGCGGUUUCUCUCACACUUGGCAGCGACUCUCUCCUGAUCGUGGAUGAUCGCACAUCUCGCAAACCGGACCGGAGUUGCUGCGGAUUAUGCAAGAGUAAGCCGGGUCCCUCCACCCCCUCCGGCGAUCUCGAUAAAACGAAGACAACACAUGCCGUAUCGUUGUACAAUAUCCUUGACGCCGAAGUGAAUCCGUCCAGUCUGGUCAUCACCUAUGCGCAGCCGUCGACCAAAAACGAUGUUGAAGUGACCGCUCUUCAUUAUCCCAUCGCCGAGAAAGAGAAGCCCGCUGCAGAGGCGUGGGUUCAAAAUCUACUAGAUUUGGCAUACGGUAUUGCCCAACGCAGGAAGCGACUGAAAGUCCUGGUCAAUCCUUUCGGUGGAAAAGGGACAGCCGCGAAUUUGUACAAGACUUAUGCGGCGCCAGUAUUCGCAGCAGCCCGCUGUCAUGUGGAUGUACAAAACACCGAGUACCGGGGACACGCUAUCGAAAUCGCGGAGCAGCUCGAUCUCGACGCAUACGAUGCCGUCAUCUGUUGCUCAGGCGACGGUCUGCCAUACGAGGUCUUCAACGGACUUGGCAAACGAUCCAAUGGCCGGGAGGCGCUGGCCAAAGUGGCAGUUGCGUUGCUUCCUUGUGGCUCUGGCAACGGCAUGACAUGGAACUGCCUUGGAACAGGAAGCGUAUCAAUUGCUGCUUUGGGAAUUGUGAAGGCAUUGCGUACCCCUCUGGACUUGGUCUCGGUCACACAGCAAAACUCUCGUACUCUGUCUUUCCUGUCGCAGUCCUUCGGAAUCGUCGCCGAAUCAGACCUGGGCACCGAUAACAUCCGAUGGAUGGGCGCACAGCGGUUCACGUACGGCUUUUUGGUUCGUCUUAUGCAGCGCACGAUAUAUCCCUGCGAUCUGGCCAUCAAGGUCGAAAUCAACGACAAAAAGGCCAUCAAGGAUCACUACUCGACCUAUAUAUCUCAGGAAGAGGAUCCUUUGGCGGAUCGCUUGCGACUUGAGGCUGCAAGCGAAGCGCCAGCACUACCAGAGCUUCAAUAUGGAACCGUCCAGGAUCAAGUUCCCAAGGACUGGGAAGUUGUGCCUGGUGAGCAUAUGGGCAACUUCUAUGCGGGUAACAUGGCAGUCAUGUCCAAGGAUACCAACUUUUUCCCCGCUUCUCUACCAAACGAUGGAUUGAUGGACAUUGUCACGAUUGAUGGUACCGUUAGUCGCGCUACCUCACUCAAGAUGAUGAACGAGAUCUCGACUGGCGGAUUUUUCGAUAUGCCCGACGUGAUCAUUCGCAAAGCCAAGGCCUUCCGCCUAGUGCCCCACGAAAAGGAAGGCUAUAUCAGCAUCGACGGAGAGCAGGUACCCUUCGAGGCGCUCCAGUGUGAGAUCCACCAAGGCUUGGGCACCGUGCUCUCCAAGUCGGGACGUAUGUACGAGGCCGAAGGCCCAAGGUGA